Messenger RNA from Chrysoperla carnea, 2907 nucleotides. RefSeq names its product WD repeat-containing protein 3. NCBI's taxonomy places the organism in Eukaryota, Metazoa, Arthropoda, Insecta, Neuroptera, Chrysopidae. Bases 109 to 2871 code for a protein of 920 amino acids. The record is from RefSeq and is a predicted model, not a curated record. Gene Ontology annotation, cellular component: small-subunit processome; Pwp2p-containing subcomplex of 90S preribosome. Gene Ontology annotation, molecular function: protein binding; snoRNA binding. Gene Ontology annotation, biological process: maturation of SSU-rRNA. The transcript is spliced from 12 exons.
CGUGUGAUACUAUUUUGUAAAUGGUACUUGGUGUUAGUAGUGUUAUUUGUUUUUACCCCGACUAUUUAUAUAUAUAAUCGGUGAAUGUUAUGAUUAAAUUUAUUAAAAAUGGGUUUAACAAAACAAUAUUUAAGAUAUGCCGCAGCAGGAACCUUUAAUAUAAUAGCAAGUCCACAAUGUAAUCAUGCAUUUAUUACGUACAAUCAUCAAGAAGGUAGAUAUGUGGCUGUUGGAGCAGCCCAACAUGUCUUCAUAUGGGAUAUGAAACUAGCUGAGAAGGUACAAGUUUUUAAUGGAGAUCAUGCAGCUGCAUCUUGCAUCGUGUUUGUAUCAAGUACAAACCAUUUAGCUGUUGGCUAUUCCGAUGGACUACUCAAAAUCUUUGAUUUGAAUUCAGGGGAAGUUGUGAAUAAUUUUAGUGGACAUAGAAAUCAAAUAACUGCUAUUGGUUUUGAUUCCGAAGGACAUAGGAUAGCAUCUGGUGCAAAAGACAAUGAGAUAAUAAUUUGGGAUAGUGUUGCUGAUGCUGGAGUAUGUAGAUUAUCAGGCCAUAAAGAUCAAAUCACUCAAAUAAUCUUCAUGCGUAAACGUAAUAAUAAAUAUGUAAAUGUAUUAAUAAGUGCAUCCAAAGACACUUUUAUUAAGUUUUGGGAUCUACAAACCAAUCAUUGUUUUCAAACAUUAACAGCUCAUAAAACUGAGGUAUGGGAUAUUUCAUUACUAAAAAAUGAACAGUAUUUGGUAAGUGGAUGUAGUGAUGCAGAACUACGAGUCUGGCAAUUAAAAUUGAAUGACGAUGAUGUUGGCAUUGGACAACAAGAAGGCACAGAUAUAAAUACUAAUGAUGAUUUGCCUGUUAAUUGUAGCUACGUUGGCUCAAUUUUGCGCGCAGGCAAGGGCCGUGUUGUAUCAUUGAGAAGUGAUUCAAACGGACAAAUACUAGCUACACACGGUUUGGAUCACCAAAUAGAAUUGUUUAUGUUCUGUGACGAUCAACAAGUUCAAACUAGAGUGAAGAAACGUUUAAAGAAAGAACGUAGUGCAGAUCAACAAUCAAUUCAACAAACAACGUCAACAGAACAGAUCACCUUAAAAGAUCAAGUUCGUAGACUGAAAUCUGUAAAAUUAAUGGAAAAAGCAAAAUCAGUGGGUGUAAUAUUAGGUGCAGGUGGAGAGAUACGAAUUUCAACAGUUUUAAAUAAGAAUAGUGUGGCUUUGUACAGUUAUAGUUCUUUGAAUCAACAUGUAGAUGCUGAACCCAAAUGUUUGCGACAAAUUGGUGGACAUCACGGACAUCAAACAGAAAUCAGAAGUGUAGACUUUAGCUCAGAUGAUUUAGCCAUGUUGUCGGGGAGUGGUGAUUCCAUCAAAGUAUGGAAUCAAACAUCACAAACAUGUUUACGAACUGUUUACACGCAAGAUUAUGUUUUAUGUGUGUGUUUUGUGCCUGGUGAUCGACAUGCUCUGAUUGGAUUAAAAAAUGGACAUCUACUUAUCAUUGAUAUAUCUGUGGGUGAUAUUUUAGAAGAUAUUCCAGCGCAUGACAAAGAAUUAUGGUCAAUAUGUGUCACUCCAGAUUUGAGAGGUUGUGUGACUGGGGCUGGUGAUUGCACUUUAAAAUUUUGGAAUUAUCAAUUAAUAGAUGAUGAAGAGAGCUGUAACAAAACUAACACUAAAGUGCUUUCAUUGUUACACACAAAAACAUUAAAAUUGGAAGAAACUGUUUUAGCCAUCAAAAUGUCAUCAAAUAAUAAAUUUAUUGCAGUAGCUUUAUUGGAUUCAACAGUUAAAAUAUUUUUUAUAGAUACAUUAAAGUUUUAUCUUACAUUAUAUGGACAUAAAUUACCAAUUCUAUGUAUGGACAUAUCGUAUGAUUCAAAUAUAAUUGUAAGUGGAUCAGCUGAUAGAAAUGUUAAAAUAUGGGGUCUGGACUUUGGUGAUUGUCAUAAAUCUUUGUUUGCUCAUAAUGAUUCAGUUACUGCUGUUCAAUUCAUCAACAAUACACAUUACUUCUUUACAUCAAGUCGGGAUGGGUCUAUUAAACAAUGGGAUGCUGAUUCAUAUCAACAAAUUACAACAUUAUUGGGUCAUAUUGGACAAGUUAACGCAUUAACCAUUAGUCCAAACGGUAAAUAUGUAUUAUCAUGUGGAUCUGAUUUCACGUUACGAUUAUGGGAACGUACAGACGAGAUGAUUGUAUUAGAAGAAGAACAUCAACUCCAAGAACAAGAACAAUUAGCAACAGGCGAUGAUACUAUUGUACCUGGAAAAGGACAAGUUAUUCUCGCUACUAAGAAAACAAUUGGUUCUGAAAAAGGGGCUGAAUUAAUAAUGGAAUGUUUACAAAUAUCAUUGGAUUAUAAACAACAAUUAGAAUCAUCGCCAGGAACAACAAUAGCAAUACCACCAAUGAUGCAAGCGUUCAAUGUACUUGAAAACAAUGUACACGAUUUUAUUGUAGCAGUUUUUAAAAGUAUACGAUCUAGUGAUUUAGAAGAAUCUCUACUGUUGUUACCAUUCACGAACGUGUGCCAAUUAUUAGAAUUACUAGCAACUGGCGGUAAAACUUGUAACAAUGAUAUCGAACUUGUAAUGCGAAUCAUCAGUGUACUUGUUAGAAUUCAUUCAAAUGCCAUACAAAGUAGUUCAAAAUUAAUUCAAACAUUAAAAAGCUUACAUAAAAAUUUAUUUAUGGCUGCACAUAAUUAUCGAGAUACUAUUGCAUACAAUAUGCAUAAUUUAUGGUACCUUCAAAGAGAGCUGGAGCAAGCUGAAGGUGUACAAUUAUUUAGAAAUGCAACAAAUCAAUUGAAUGAAAAAAAUUCAAAAACUAAAAGACAACGAAGAAAGCAAAGGAUAUUAAUUACUUAGUUUAAUUCAAUAAAAUGUUUGUUUGGUAUAUGUAUA